Messenger RNA from Radiomyces spectabilis, 2188 nucleotides. Its product is annotated as pyridoxal phosphate-dependent transferase. Gene Ontology annotation, molecular function: serine C-palmitoyltransferase activity; pyridoxal phosphate binding. Gene Ontology annotation, biological process: sphingosine biosynthetic process; ceramide biosynthetic process. NCBI's taxonomy places the organism in Eukaryota, Fungi, Mucoromycota, Mucoromycetes, Mucorales, Radiomycetaceae. Gene Ontology annotation, cellular component: serine palmitoyltransferase complex. The record is from RefSeq and is a predicted model, not a curated record. The transcript is spliced from 10 exons. The coding region runs from base 67 to 1728 and encodes 553 amino acids.
GUUUCUUUUUUUUUUUUGGUCAUUUUUUUUCAUUUUUUUCAUAUAUUAAAAAAUAAGUGAAUUACCAUGGGCAAAGGAAAACGUGCUCAUACAAUCAGUAUACCAACCAUCAAUUUGACGCCGCCAAAGUCGUCAGCAGACCACUCCUUCAGUGUGGCGACUCCUCCGUUUUUGACCAAACUGAAUGCACACGAUGAUCCCACCCUGUCACCCACCACCGCCGCCACCCGUUGGAUUCCACCCCGUAAACCCAAGAAAAAUUAUAAUGACUUGGAACAUAAGAUGGAAGCGGCACCGCUCUAUGUGCUUGUAUUGACCUAUCUCAACUAUUUCGUCCUCAUCUUGUUUGGUCAUCUACGUGACAUUCUCGGCAAGAUCUUUAAGCCGCAAGCCUAUUCGCACUUGAAAAUGAACCAGGGAUAUGCACCUUUGGUAUCUGAUUUCGAUUCCUUUUACACACGUCGUCUUUACAUGCGUAUUCGAGAUUGCUGGAAUCGGCCAAUUACCGGUGUCGCUUCCCGAACCGUCAAGCUUCUCGAUCGUGUAAGUCAUGAUUUCAAUAAAACCUUUAGAUUGACCGGCACCGUUACCGACGCUCUUAAUUUUGCCUCUUACAACUACCUUGGUUUUGCUCAAUGCGAGGGUCCCUGUGCCGAUGAUGUGGAACAAGCAACCGCUCAAUUAGGUAUUGCCUCCCCCAGCCCUCGCGCUGAAGCUGGUUCCACCAAACAACACGCUGCAUUGGAACAAUUGGUCGCUCGCUUCGUCGGUAAAGAAGAUGCCAUGGUAAUCAGUAUGGGUUUCGCCACAAAUUCUACCACUAUCCCUGCUCUCGUUGACAAGGGUUGCCUUAUUAUUUCGGAUGAAUUGAAUCAUUCUUCCAUCAUUUUCGGCGCUCGUUUGUCCGGUGCAUCCGUUCGCGUGUUCAAACACAACAACAUGGAGGACCUGCGUGAACUUCUCCGUGAAGUUAUCUCGCAGGGCCAACCCCGUACUCAUCGCCCCUGGAAGAAAAUCCUCGUUAUCGUUGAAGGUCUUUACUCCAUGGAGGGUUCAGUUGUCAACUUGCCCGAAUUGGUAGAGUUGAAAAAGGAAUUUAAGUUCUACUUGUAUGUUGAUGAAGCCCACUCGAUUGGUGCCAUGGGCGAGAAUGGCGGGGGUGUUUGCGAUUUCUACGGUGUGGAUCCUGCCAACGUCGAUAUUUUGAUGGGAACUUUUACCAAAUCGUUUGGUGCCGCCGGUGGUUACAUCGCCGCUGAUAAGGCGGUCAUUGAUCACUUGCGCGUUACCAACCAUGCCUAUCUUUAUGCCGAACCCAUUUCUGUACCUGUCACGCAACAAAUCAUCAGCAGCAUGAAAAUUAUUUGUGGUGAAGAUGGUACCGACGAAGGACGACGAAAAAUUAAGCAGUUGGCUGAAAACUCUUUAUAUUUUGCUGCUCGUCUACGACAAAUGGGCUUCAUUGUGUACGGCGAUCACGGUAGCCCAGUUGUACCAUUGCUGUUGUUCAAUCCUGCCAAAAUUCCUGCCUUUUCGCGUGAACUGCUAAAACGAGGCAUCGCGGUUUGCGUCGUCGGUUACCCUGCUACUCCCAUUAUUUCCUCUCGCGCUCGAUUUUGUUUAUCCGCCUCCCAUACCAAGGACGAUAUUGAUCACGCUCUGGAAACCAUUAGCGAAGUGGGCGAUCUGCUUAUGCUCAAAGUUAGCCAAGAAUGCAAAGAUCAAUAAUUGUGCUUUUUCAUCCUUUUUUUAUUUAUUUAUUGUUUCUUUUGUCCCUAAUGCCUUGUUCCAUCUAAUGUAAUGUUUACUUCUUCCUUUUUUUUUUUUUUCCUUACAUUCCCCUUUUUCAUCUCUUGAUUUAUCCAUUUGUUUAUUAGUCAAGUGGAUCAUGUAAUCGUUUGUCUAUCAUCGCUCUAUAAAAAAUGUCAUCUAAACAACUCACGGGACCCGUGAGUGCUUUCACUGUAAUUACGUCUAUGGUCAUUCUUCGUCUAUAUACACAUGCUGUUGUUGUUCAGCUCAGCGAAUGACAAUGGAUCAAAUUAAAAAAAAAAUUAGAUAUGUAUACAAAAUUGCCAGAAGGGCGGUGCAAAACACUCUCACGCCGGUACGGUGACAUAUUCGCGUUUGGCCAGCAAUUGCUUUACCAUGUUUUUACGUCCACGUGAUUUUCUCGAACGCCACACUC